GUGUGCGUGUGCGCGCGCGGGGCUGGCCAAUCACAGCUCCCCUCCUGAGCUGCAGCAGGCGCGGCGGUAGCCCAGCGGACUGGGAAAGCGGACUCCUGAGGAGCGGAUUGGGAUCAGCGGCGUGAGCGGAGAGACGCGGGGAGACAGAGGACUAUGGGAGAAAGCAGCCCGCUCAGAUCAAAUGCCUCACUGUCUGCCAGUGCACGCGAGACAAGGACUAGGAAGAUGGACACGUGUGACAGACUGUGGUAAAAACUAUCAAGAAACAUCAUUUGCCUUUUUUAUUUCACCUGCUGUCACUCACUCCGUAAUGUAAACGCAGCUUGGCUUACCUGUUAGCCAGCGAAACCAUGGACCUUGGCAGAACUCUUCGGACCCGCCCGAUCAGGAUCUAGCGCCUUUCAGCGCAACCCCCCCCCCCCCCCCCGUGGGACCCUCGCGCUCAAACGCCCAGGGGUGCGCUACCAUGAGGAUUACGGCCUCCUCCUGCCUCUGUCCGCUGCUCUUCUGCCUCUGCGUGGUCCGGGGAGAGCACGGCUCGUCCCACCACAGCCCCAACAAGCUGAGCAGGAACCAAACCAAGCUCCCGGAUGGGGAGAAGGAGGUGCAUCAUCGGCCCAAACGUGGCUGGAUCUGGAAUCAGUUCUUCGUUUUAGAGGAGCACUUUGGUUCGGACCCCCAGUACGUUGGAAAGCUCCACUCCAACUCAGACAAAGGUGAUGGAUCUGUCAGGUACCUGCUCUCUGGAGAAGGUGCCGGAACGAUAUUUAUCAUCGACGAGGUGACAGGAGACAUCCACGCCGCGAAGAGUCUCGACCGCGAGAAGAAGGCGCACUACGUUUUGCACGCUCAGGCCAUCGAUCGACACACCAACAAGGCCCUGGAACCCGAGUCGGAAUUCAUCAUUAAGGUUCAAGACGUCAACGACAAUGCCCCAAAGUUUCCAGACGGCCCAUUUGUCGCCACAGUGCCCGAAAUGUCGAAUAUCGGCACCUCAGUGUUCCAGGUCACGGCCACGGACGCGGACGACCCAACCUACGGGAACAGUGCCAGGGUGGUGUACAGCAUCCUGCAGGGGCAGCCCUACUUCUCCAUCGACCCAAAAACCGGCGUGAUCCGGACCGCCCUGGGAAACAUGGACCGCGAGGCGAGGGAGCAGUACGCCGUGGUCAUCCAAGCCAAAGACAUGGCCGGCCAGGUGGGCGGGCUCUCCGGAUCGACCACGGUCAACGUCACGCUGACGGACGUCAACGACAACCCGCCCAAGUUCCCUCAGAAAAACUACCAGCUGUACGUGCCGGAAUCAGCUCAAGUGGGCAAGGCGGUGGGCAAGAUCAAAGCGAACGAUGAGGAUCUGGGAUUUAACGCGGAGAUCACGUACAGCAUCACCAACGCGGAGGGGGCGGCCAUUUUCUCCAUCACCACAGACCGGGACAAGCGGGAGGGGGUCAUCUCACUGAAGAAGCCCCUAAACUUUGAGAAGAAGAAGGCAUACACCCUUCACAUCGAGGGAGCGAACACCCACCUCGACCCCCGAUUCUCCCACCUGGGCCCCUUCAAGGACCACACCACCCUGAAGAUCAUUGUGGGCGAUGUGGACGAGGCCCCCGUCUUCUCCAUGGACUACUACAUAAUGGACGUGUACGAGAACGCAGAGAUCGGGACAGAGGUGGGGGCGGUGACGGCUAGGGACCCAGACAGCACUAACAGCCCGGUCAGGUAUUUCAUUGAUCGCAGCGUACACGGAGAUUCCAAUUUCAACAUCGACGCAGCCACGGGAGUCAUCACUACCACUAGGAGCCUGGACAGGGAGGAGACAGCCUGGUAUAACGUCACGGUCGUCACCUCGGAGGUUGACAAUCCAAGUCUCCUCAGUCAUGUCCCUGUCACAGUCCAGGUCUUAGAUGUCAAUGAUAACCCGCCAGAGGUCGCCAUAGACGACGAGGUCAUCGUGUGUGAGAGUUCUAGGCCGGGUCAGGUGAUUCAGACCAUUAGAGCUUCAGAUAAAGACAACUUUGCCAAUGGCCGUUUCUCCUUCACUUUACCAAGUGACCUGCCCGUCAAUCCCAACUUCACCCUCAAGGACAACGAAGACAACAGCGCUAGCAUCGUGGCGCGGAGGCGGCGCUUCAGCAGCUCGUCCCAGGAGCUGUACCGGCUGGCGGUGGUGGUGUCGGACGGCGGGGAGCCCGAGCUCAGCAGCACCGGCACGCUGACGCUGCGGGUGUGCGCGUGCGGCCGCGGGAGACACGCCCGGACCUGCCAGGCCCAGGCCUUCCUGUCCGCCGCCGGGCUCAGCACCGGAGCCCUCAUCGCCAUCCUGCUGUGCAUCGUCAUCCUGCUGGCCAUCGUCGUGCUGUUCAUCAACCUGCGGAGCAAGAAGGCCAAGAAGGAGCCUCUGGUCAUGUCUGAGGAGGACGUCCGGGAGAAUGUGGUCACCUACGACGACGAGGGAGGCGGCGAGGAGGACACCGAGGCCUUCGACAUCGCCGCCCUGCGGAACCCCGCCGUCGCCGAGGAGACCAAGCUCCGCAGGGACGUGAGGCCGGACGGGCGGAGGGCGGCGGUGGUGGCAGUGGCGGCGGCGGCGGCGGCGGCCGGUUGCCGGGACAGCUGGAGCCCCUCCCUCGUGCUGGACGACGCCGACGUGCAGGUGAUCAUCAGGCGGAGACUGGUGGACGCGGACCUGGACGGGAGCGUCCCGCCCUAUGACUCCCUCCAGACGUACGCCUACGAGGGCCGGGGCUCGCCCACGGGCUCCGUUAGCUCGCUGGACUCGGCCGACGGGCUGUCGGAACCGGAUUACAAUGACGUGGACGACUGGGGACCCGCCUUCCUGAAACUGGCAGAACUGCUCGGGGAGGUUGAGCUGGAAGCCAGUGGCUAGCUUUUGGCACAUAGAAACAAACUAACAAAAAGAAAAACAAGAAACUCUCUCCCUUCCUCUUCUACCCAGUUUACUAAUAAAAUUUAAAAAGGAAAACCAUUUUGGACCAUUCCGCUCGUUCACUUUUACUGUCAAAGGAAUUACUCUUUCUACCAGGUUCUACAAGCGGGAAAUGGUCAUUUGAUUUUGGAAAAAAAAAGGAGAAAAGAAAAACCUAAAAUGCAUAAAAAAGAACAUAUUUUCCCUGGUGUAUAUUUUUUAUUGCUUAAUAAAGUCUGUAAUUCC
This is a messenger RNA of Anguilla rostrata (American eel), 3172 nucleotides long. RefSeq names its product cadherin-18-like. The coding region runs from base 467 to 2887 and encodes 806 amino acids. Lineage: Eukaryota; Metazoa; Chordata; Actinopteri; Anguilliformes; Anguillidae. Gene Ontology annotation, molecular function: calcium ion binding; cadherin binding. The record is from RefSeq and is a predicted model, not a curated record. Gene Ontology annotation, biological process: cell-cell junction assembly; calcium-dependent cell-cell adhesion; cell-cell adhesion mediated by cadherin. The transcript has 12 exons. Gene Ontology annotation, cellular component: catenin complex; plasma membrane; adherens junction.